GGCGAGCAAGCGUCAAACAUCCAUCAUUGAGAGAAAAGGUCUUCACAAACACAACACGCAAAACGUAAAGUGACAAAAUGCUGACACGAUAUUUGAUUUCGUUGGCGCUGCUCUGUCUAAUAGUUCACGCCACGCACGGAAUUAAACCGAUUCCACCACCGCCACCUUAUUGUCGGAUUGGACCGAUCAAGAACGGGCAGACCAACUCGUGUGAGGCGAUAAUUCCGAGUUUCACAUUCAACAGUAGAACCGGAAAAUGUGAAAAUUUCAUCUACGGAGGAUGCAACGGUUCCAGAAAUCUAUUUAAAACACGGGCCCAGUGCAGAGUUUCCUGCGAGCAAUUUGUCCAAAGGGGCUAAAAAACCCGCAAGUAUACACACACCUGUCUACCUUUAAACCUGGAGGAAUCUUGCAAUUAAGAAUUAAUAAAAAAUCACACACAUAAUGUCAUUAGGUUUUUGUACACAAACGAAUUUUGGUGUCAAUCAAUUGACAUAAAUAUCUUGAGAGGAAUGAAUGGAAUGCUAACUUGAGGUGGAUUUCAUGAAAAAAUGAAACCAGACGAACUUCGUUGCAUAUAAAAAAAGUUAAAAUACAAAUAAAAGACAACUGACCCCAAAAGGCUAUUUGCAGUGCGAUUUUUCGUUAUUUCUUUUGCAACGAGGUUCGCCUGGUUUCAAUUUUUUUAACAAUGAGAAUGGUUUGAAAAAAUAAUUUGAUAAGCGCCUCAUAAAAUAAUUUGUAACAAAAUAAAUCCACAUUAGUUCA
This is a messenger RNA of Neocloeon triangulifer, 768 nucleotides long. RefSeq names its product PI-actitoxin-Afv2b-like. Gene Ontology annotation, molecular function: serine-type endopeptidase inhibitor activity. The record is from RefSeq and is a predicted model, not a curated record. NCBI's taxonomy places the organism in Eukaryota, Metazoa, Arthropoda, Insecta, Ephemeroptera, Baetidae. The transcript is spliced from 3 exons. Bases 78 to 359 code for a protein of 93 amino acids.